AUGGACGACGACUCUGACUCUAGCUCUGUAAUUGAUGAUUACGAAUUCGAGGAACUCUUCCCGGAAGAUGAAGAUGACGCCGACAAGAUCCGGAAAGGCAGCCAUCCGCUAGGCCUCAGCAGGAGCUACAUUCCGAAGUGGAAUUGCGCAGACAGCUUGCGGGAGAUCAUACAGAACUGGAAGGAUGGUAUCGUUGAGUCCUAUGGCUUGGAUCCCCGCUCGUUCGUAACGCAUUUGCACGAAACGAAAAACGAAAUCCAGAUCACCGUUCAUCGCCCAACCCCCAAUGCGCCCAGUCCUGAGACUUCCAGAACUCGCCGCCAGAUACGCCCAGAAGGUGAAUUGCUAGGCUUCAUUCGAUUCAAGAGAAAACAAGGAAGCAUUGAACUGGCCAACUUCAACGCCGCUCUCACGAUGCAGAAUCUGAGCCUUGGCGGCACGACAAAGCACGGUGAUGACAAGUUCGUAGGAACUCAUGGAGAAGGCUUCAAGCUUGCCGCUCUGGUAAUGCUACGCAACAACCGACGCUUUCAGAUCAAAUCAAGUUCUGCGUCAUGGAAUUUCUCCUUCAAAGGUGUCUAUCAAGACCGAUUUACAUGCAGUAUUGGACCCGCGACCGACAGAAAGGUCGAGAAUGACAAGGCCGCCUUGGAAAGAGAAACGACGAACAAGCCCAGGGCUUCUCUCAAGGCCUACAUUCAUCAAGAUGUCGUUGUGAAGAUUUACAACAGGCCUAGUGACAUCUGCGACAGAAUCACCGAGGACCAGUUCAACGACUGGAUAGCUGUGUCUCUCGACAUCAAGGGCCCUCCUCCGGACGCCAUGAUUCGAACUGAAUACGGAGAUCUCCUUCUGGAUGAGCGUUUUGCUGGCCGCAUCUACCUGAAAAGUCUACGAGUCAAACACAACGGAGCCGGAGGCAAGAGAUACCACUACGGCUAUAACUUUGCCGAGGGAGAAAUCAGCCGCGAUCGAGAACAGUUAACUAACAGCAAGGAAAAGGCCUUGAUGUUAGCUGAUAUUUGGGGAGCCGCCAUGCAGCACGAAGAACACGGGGGCGAUCUCGUGCCCAAGUACAUUGCGUUGUUCGGCAAUUCGGAUUAUGGAGAUGUUUUUGGGGUUGAGGACGCAAUUUCAGAACACACUGCUAGGCUCAUCUGGAGGCGGUUGAGAACGGAUGCGCCGGGCGAGUUUUUCUACUCGGAAGAUCCUGAGACAACUACUGAGUAUGCACCUCAGGCCGAUAUCAUCACAAACGACAUCAAGAAACAACCAAGGAAACUCCCGAACAGACUUUGGAAGGUUCUCAGAAGGUUUUCGCUGGCUCGCACGCCAGAAGAACAGCGGCUUCAUCUUUUUGAAUCUUCCAGCCCUAUUCCACCUAUCUCGAGUCCUUUUGCUGCUGGUGUUGAGAGGAUGUUGAGAACAGUCUUGUCGAUGGACCCAAGGCUGCGUAGCGUGACACCGGUCUUCGUCAACGGCGGAAACAUCGGCAUAAACCUUCACUACAAGAAAGAGCAGAAAGCUCUACUCAUUCACCGGAAAUGGCUUGAUUUUGGCAAAGCUCACGAGAACAGUGCAUGUGAGUUUUCCAAACUUACCACAUUGGAAGGGGGCCAAGAAGCCAGCGCCUUCGCUUGCGAUCAUGUCGUCGAAGACCUCUUCGAGCUGGCCGUCAACGAUCUUAGGGGCCAUCUCCAAAUCAGCCCAAUGGAAGCGAUCGACCUCCGACGUGAAGCAAGAGAACGCCUUCAUCAGACUCCAAGAGAUGUUCAAAUAGCGAAUUACUCUGGAGGUAACGCUCUCCAAGUAACGUGGAUCGGGACUUCAUCAGGUGUUGCAUCCAAAUACUACGAGGAUCGAAUUUUCUGCAUCGUCGCUCUCCACGCAAUGAGCUCAUGUGAGAAUCGGAGAGAAGAGCUCGUCAAAUCCACGAAUGUUGCUGCUUCAGAGGCAUCUUGCCGGUGUGAACACCGAAAGGUCGGCCUUUCUGAAAGUUCUGCAACUUUCCACGAUCUCGACCCCGCAGAAACAUACUUCGCGUUGCUUUGGCACCACGACCUCCGACCAUCAGACCAACCAACAGCUGGCAUCUCUUCAACCCCACAAGAAGGGCCUGCUUCCUCACCCCUGCCUUACGUGGACCCAGCCAACGACGACAAUGGCAACGACGUCGAUGACAGUGACAUCAUGGAUAUGGACGACCAGUCGCUACCCAUGUUGAAAAGUGAAAGUCCGGUGGGUGGUGGUGAGGAUGUUACCAGACAGCUCAUGGAUGCGUGGAACAAGGACGAACAGGAAUGGAACAGCUAUCAGGAGACGGAACUGACCACAACAUUGACCCGAGGUUUGAUAAUGCGCACCAGAUGCUCAUGCGAUGCAAUGUACCCGGAAACCUCAUUUGAUGAUACACACUACGACGACGAGCGUUUGGACUUCACUUUCGAGAAGAACCAGUGGAUUGUGAUGCGGGACCGUACCAUGGCUUUUCAUGAAUACGUUGCGUGGGUGCAUGAGGUUCACGCUGAGAGUGAAAAUUGUAUCAACAAGCCGCACUUGACCAUCACUAAGUACUCGUCGUGCCGGUCAGAUACACUCCUUUGGGAGGCCGAGACAUCCGGAAUGACCGAAACUUCGGACAUCGACGUAGAGUCAGAAGAGAUGCUACUGCACUUUUCGUCCCUGCAUCAUAUGGGGCAACUGGCUGAUGCCGAGGUGAUUGAGAUUGACGAUAUCACGGUGGUCCGGCCUGCUUCGGCAGAGUUUUGCAUCAAUUAUGCCAAGUUUUCAGGCAAGAAUUCAUCGAACUUAUGA
This is a messenger RNA of Colletotrichum karsti, 2814 nucleotides long. RefSeq lists its product as uncharacterized. NCBI's taxonomy places the organism in Eukaryota, Fungi, Ascomycota, Sordariomycetes, Glomerellales, Glomerellaceae. The coding region runs from base 1 to 2814 and encodes 937 amino acids. The record is from RefSeq and is a predicted model, not a curated record. The transcript is spliced from 7 exons.